This is a messenger RNA of Saxophila tyrrhenica, 2013 nucleotides long. It is a transcript of the gene GSH1, whose product is annotated as glutamate--cysteine ligase. The transcript has 6 exons. Bases 1 to 2013 code for a protein of 670 amino acids. Gene Ontology annotation, molecular function: glutamate-cysteine ligase activity. Gene Ontology annotation, biological process: glutathione biosynthetic process. Lineage: Eukaryota; Fungi; Ascomycota; Dothideomycetes; Mycosphaerellales; Extremaceae. Gene Ontology annotation, cellular component: glutamate-cysteine ligase complex. The record is from RefSeq and is a predicted model, not a curated record.
AUGGGACUACUCGCGGUGGGCACGCCGCUCGAGUGGGAGGAGGCGAAGAAGUCGGCCAGCCAUGUCCGGUCUUGGGGGAUUGAACAACUCCUGGCACUGUGGCGGAAGGCGAAGGGCAAGGAGCGGGAUGCACUUCUCUGGGGAGACGAGAUCGAGUACCUGGUUGUGAACUUCGACGAUGCCGAGCGGAACGUGAAGUUAUCACUCCGUCAGGCGGACAUUUUGCAUGCCCUCGCCAGCGAUCCUGAGCUGAUAAGGCAAGGAGGAGGUGUUCCUGAUCUGAAUCAGGGUGAACCCAAAGCCGACCGGCCAGCGCCCACAUUCCAUCCAGAGUUUGGCAGGUUCAUGCUCGAAGCGACUCCCGGCAAACCAUGGGGUAUCGGGUUUAAAGAUCUGCUGGAUGUUGAGCAGGACAUGAAGCUGCGCCGCAAGAUCGCAAAGGAGCACAUGGAGUCCAGCGAAUUUCCCAUCACUUUGACCACAUUUCCGCUACUAGGAGAUCGGAAGUCGAUUACGCCAUUCUACCCUCCCUCAGGCUCAAAGCUGCGAUCACAGUUCGUGCCAGACGAGAUUGCUAAUCCUCACAUCCGAUUUCCGACACUAGCAGCUAAUAUACGUGCGCGAAGAGGACGCAAGGUCGAGCUGAACGUUCCAGUGUUCCACGACACUAAUACCACCUGGCCGUUCAAAGACCCGACUGUGGAUUACGACAUGCACAACUGGCCAGAAGAUCAGGAUGUCCGGAACGGUGCGGCCAAGGAUAACUGCAUCUAUAUGGACGCCAUGGCGUUUGGAAUGGGGAGCUGCUGCCUCCAGAUCACGUUCCAAGCCAAGGGUAUCGAAGAAGGGCGAAAGAUGUACGAUCAGCUAUCGCCACUUGGACCUAUUCUACUUGCUUUGACGGCAGCAACGCCCAUCUACAAAGGUUUCCUCGCAGACACUGACGUGCGAUGGAAUCAGAUCAGUCGAGCAGUUGACGACAGAACACCAGAGGAGCUCGGUGAGAAGCCACUGAAGAGCGACAGAUGGCGGAUACCGAAGUCGCGAUAUGCGAGCAACAGCACAUAUAUCUCGCAGGACUCACGGUUACGCCCAGAAUAUCUUGACCCAGACCUGGUAGUUGAUGAAGAUCUGAAGGCAAGACUGGUCGAAGGAGGCAUGGAUGAUCGGCUGGCGACGCACUUCGCUCACCUCUUCAUCAGAGAUCCCAUCGUCAUAUUCGCAGAAGACCUCCAAGAGCUCGAUCUUGAGAAGAGCGACCACUUUGAGAACCUUCAAAGCACAAAUUGGCAACACAUGCGCUUCAAGCCUCCACCACCCGGUAAUGAUACAGGCUGGCGUGUCGAGGUACGCCCGAUGGAGAUCCAAAUCACCGACUUCGAAAACGCCGCCUUCUCCGUAUUCGUCGUCCUUAUUACCCGCGCCAUCCUCAGCUUCGACCUCAAUUUCUACCUCCCUAUCCCACGUACCACCGAAAACAUGGAAACCGCACACCGCCGAGAUGCCGUGUUGAACGACAAAUUCUACUUCCGCAAAGACCCACUCCCUCCACCCCAAACGAAAAUCAACGGCGUCUCCUCCACUCCAGGUUCAGGCGCAAACACACCUCGCUCUCGUGUCCCAAGCCGCCCUUCUACACCCACCGGCCCGGUCGAAGACGAGUACGAGCUCAUGACCGUCAACGAAAUCAUCAACGGCAAAGACGACGGCGGCUUCCCCGGGCUCAUUCCAUUAGUCGAGUCGUACCUCGACAGCGUUAACGUCGAUGUUGAGACGAGAUGCGAGCUCGCGCAGUACCUAGACUUGAUCAAGGGUCGGGCGAGCGGGAGGUUGUGGACUGCGGCGAAGUGGAUUCGGAGGUACGUGGCGGAGCAUAAGGAGUAUAAGCAGGAUAGUGUCGUUGGGGAUGAGCUGGUUUAUGAUCUUGUCAAGGCGGCAGAGAGGAUUACGGUGCAUGAGGGGAGGGAUGGGUUCGCUAAGGAGAUGCUUGGGGAGUGCCGGGAGCGGCCUUGA